GCCGAUGUUGAUUAUAAAACAAAAGGGAUUAAAAUUAAAGAUUUGCUAUUGCUAGUAAUUUGUUGUUAAUACAGCUCUAAAAAUGCUACAUUAGCAAAUAAAGUUCAAUAGCGACGAAAAAGUGCAAUUGUGGACAAAAUGAAGCAUACUACAUAUUAGCGUGCUAUGUGAUAAAAAUAAAAUAGCAAAGGAUACCAGAAAACGUGAAUGAAAAUUUUCUUGGCUAUUGCGAAAGAUCGUACACGAAAGUGUAAUGUAAUUAUGUUAAUUAAAUGAAAAUGUAAAGUUUUCAUGAAACUGAAAAUGUACUGAUUGUUAGCGGAUGCAGCUUGAAGGUGCAUAGCAAUAAAAACAAAAAAUAUCUACGACCAUUUAAAUACACGUUGCAAUAACAACAUUUUCUUCGCAAGGGCAUAGUUUGCUUAGUAUUUUCUGACAUCCUUCGUUUCGUUGAUUACGUCUCUUCUGACCUCUUCCGUUGCCAAUGGCAGAUUUCGAUGCAAUUUAUGAGGAUGAACAGUUGGAGGAGCACUAUGAAGAUCAAAAUGUCGCACCCGUGCCCGAACCGAUCAUCUUACGGGGUUCUGGCAACAUGACAGUAUUUGGCCUGACCAAUCGUUUCAGCACAGAAUUUCCCACGGGUCUGGUUUCGCGUGUAGCCCCUGAAGAAUUCAAAGCAACGAUUGGACGUAUUAACGGCAUUUUGAAGAAGACGCUGCCGGUGAACGUGAAAUGGCUAUUUUGCGGCUGCGUCUGCUGUUGCUGCACGCUGGGUUGCUCUCUGUGGCCGGUCAUCUGUCUGAGUAAGCGGACACAAAUAACUCUUGACAAGCUGCUCGAAUGGGAGAAUAGUCAUUUAUAUCAUAAACUCGGCCUACAUUGGCGACUUCAUAAGCAACAAUGUGAUUCCAAUUCGAUGAUGGAGUAUGUGUUACGAAUUGAGUUUAUACCGAAAACGCCGAUAUAUCGUCCGGACUAAAAACAAAAAGAAUACAAAAAUAUAUUUAAAAAAAAAACACAAGUUCGCUGGGUGGGGAGGGAGGAGUCUACCAUAAGCUUUGAUAGUGUAUAGGGUAGGACUUUUGUUAGAAUAACAUUGGUAGGCAACAUUACAACAACUAUAAUUAUAUGAAACAAAGUGCGUGUAUAAGUUUGUAUUUACAUACAUACAUAUACACACACAUGUAUAUGUACAUCGGCAAGUAUGUAGAUCGACGAGAAACAAAGAACUGCCAACGGACUGACAUUGAUUUGCCAUUUGUUGGCAGCGGAAAUAUUGAACCUCAGAGAAAGAAGCGUAUCGGAGGUGAAUGAAACGGCAUUAUGCAUGGAAAUGUGAUGGAAAUGAAAAUGUAAAGCACAAGCAGCUGGUUGAAAGCAUUCGAAGGUUUUAAAUAUAAAAUGUUUAAGAGGUUUUAUAGCAUAGCAAUAAAUAUGGCUUUGGGAAGGUGACAUAAUAUGAGUUUGUGGCAAUUACCAGCGAGUGAUGUUUCUUUUAAUUUGCCUUUUUUUCUUGCUUUCUUAUGUACACACGUAGUUGCAAUUGUGUUAUUUUUUGUAUGUUGCUAGAUUCACAAUGAGAAAUAAUAGCGAAAUAAUUUGUUUUAAACAUCUCCUAAAUGAUUUAUGUAAAUGUGAUGAAAACUAAAAAUAAAAAAAAUGAAAAUUUAUUUAAUUUUAACUAAUUUAGUUAGUAUUACAUAGAUAUACAUAAUUACAAGUAAUUUAAAAAUAAAUAAUACACUGAAAGCGCAUGCUGAAGUGAGAAGAUUGUAUUCGCUUAGAAUUAAGUCAAUGAAAUUUAUUUAAAUGAAAUCACUAAUAAAUAACUUACAAAGA
Molecule: messenger RNA, 1839 nt
Organism: Anastrepha obliqua
Lineage: Eukaryota; Metazoa; Arthropoda; Insecta; Diptera; Tephritidae
Product: cysteine-rich hydrophobic domain-containing protein 2
Exons: 4
Coding region: 485-979 (164 amino acids)
Source: RefSeq, a predicted model, not a curated record